Molecule: messenger RNA, 1153 nt
Organism: Gadus chalcogrammus (walleye pollock)
Lineage: Eukaryota; Metazoa; Chordata; Actinopteri; Gadiformes; Gadidae
Product: choline-phosphate cytidylyltransferase B-like
Exons: 8
Coding region: 104-1153 (349 amino acids)
Biological process (GO): CDP-choline pathway
Molecular function (GO): phosphatidylcholine binding; choline-phosphate cytidylyltransferase activity
Source: RefSeq, a predicted model, not a curated record
AGGGAGGAAGGCGAGAGGGAAAGGAGAAAGGCAUCCUCGUCCUCACUGAUGCUGAGUCACAUAACGGGAUCCCAGAGCUGUACCCCGAGAGUCUUUGGGAAUAAUGGAGGAGUUGGAGCACACCUGCCCCCAUCCUCGGACGACUCUGACAGAGCCCGCCAUAUUUGCCAAGGAGACCAGCUGUGACUGCAGAGCCCCCCAUGAGCGCCUCACCAUCAAGCAGGCCUGCAGAGGAACCCCUGUGGACAGGCCGGUCAGGGUGUACGCCGAUGGCAUCUUCGAUCUGUUCCACUCGGGUCAUGCCCGCGCUCUCAUGCAGGCCAAGAACCUCUUCCCCAACACGUACCUGAUCGUAGGGGUGUGCAGCGACGAGCUCACGCACAAGUACAAGGGCUUCACGGUGAUGGACGAGUCGGAACGCUACGAGGCGCUACGGCACUGCCGCUACGUCGACGAGGUGGUGAGAGACGCGCCCUGGACCCUCAGCCACGACUUCCUCCACAAACACAAGAUUGACUUCGUGGCCCACGACGACAUCCCGUACUCCUCAGCCGGCAGUGAGGACGUCUAUAAACAUAUCAAGGAGGCGGGCAUGUUCGUGCCCACCCAACGCACCGAGGGCAUCUCGACCUCUGACCUCAUCACCCGCAUCGUAAGGGACUACGACGUCUACGCCCGACGCAACCUCCAGCGUGGCUACACCGCCAAAGAGCUCAACGUCAGCUACAUCAACGAGAAGAAGUACCGGCUGCAGAAUCAGGUGGACCGCAUGAAGGAGAAGGUGCGCACCGUGGAGGAGAAGAGCAAGCACUUCGUGUACCGCGUGGAGGAGAAGAGCCACGACCUCAUCCAGAAGUGGGAGGAGAAGUCCCGCGAAUUCAUCGGUAACUUCCUAGAGCUCUUCGGGCCCGACGGGACAUGGAAACAGGUGUUCCAGGAGCGGAGUGGUCGCAUGAUCUCCUACGCCCUGUCGCCGCGCGGCUCGCCCUGCAGCAGCCCCCCGCGGGAACACUCGCCCCUGCGCUCCCCGUCGCCGCCGUCCCCCUCGGCCCGCUGGCACAGCGCCCGCCCCUCCCCGCCGCCCUCCCCAAAGGGGGCGUCGGCCUCCAUCAGUAGCAUGAGCGUGCGAAGGGGGGACGGAGGAUGGAAGUAG